This is a messenger RNA of Cheilinus undulatus (humphead wrasse), 7016 nucleotides long. RefSeq names its product tensin 2a (gene tns2a). Gene Ontology annotation, biological process: peptidyl-tyrosine dephosphorylation. The record is from RefSeq and is a predicted model, not a curated record. The transcript is spliced from 28 exons. Bases 209 to 5371 code for a protein of 1720 amino acids. Lineage: Eukaryota; Metazoa; Chordata; Actinopteri; Labriformes; Labridae. Gene Ontology annotation, molecular function: protein binding; protein tyrosine phosphatase activity.
GCAUGCAGAGUGUAUCCUUCCCUCUGUCCCUGUAACCGGCCUGAACAAGAGCCAGGAAAAGGGGAAGGGCCUCCCUCUCCUCCUCUCCAGCUGACAAAAACAGCUGCCCAGGAGAACGAGCUGGAGACAGUUUAGAGGAGCGAGAGGGAAAGAGGAGGAGGGAGAGGAGGACAAAACAGCAUCCAGAGUCCAGGAGACGUCCACCUAUAUGGGUUGCGUCCUGAGUUCGGACUGGUGCGGGGAGGAAGAGGUGCUGCCGGUGCCGGUGGUCAGGAGCUCGUCCCUGAAGACAAGGAGCCUGGAGAGGAGCGAGAGUGGCAGGAUGAGGCUGAUGAAGGGGGGGAAGGGGGAGCCCCACGUCUUCAAGGAAAAGACCUUCAAGAAGAAGCGUCAGUGCAGCGUGUGCCAUCAGAACAUCGACAACAUCGGCUCCUUCUGCAGAGUAUGCAAGACAGCUACCCACAGGAAGUGUGAGGCCAAGGUAACCUCAUCCUGCAUCCCAGCUCCUUCCAAUGAUCUGCAGCGCAGAGGGACCGCUCCUUCUCGACACACCCAGCACCUGGGGUCCACAAAAUCUCUGACCUACACCAAACAGAGGAACACCCUCCCCAGGAGCUUCAGUGUGGACCGCGUGAUGGAGAGAGUGAUGGAGCGCCACUACGAUUUUGAUCUGACCUACAUCACUGAGAGGAUCAUCUCCGUCUUCUUCCCUCCGAAGCUUGAAGAGCAAAGAUACCGCAUCAACCUGAAGGAGGUGGCAGCCAUGCUGAAGUCCAAACACCAGGACAAAUUCCUGCUCCUGAACCUCUCAGAGAGACGGCACGAUAUCACUCGGCUGAAUCCGAAGGUUCAUGACUUUGGCUGGCCAGACCUCCACGCCCCUCCUCUGGAUAAGAUCUGUGCCAUAUGUAAAACCAUGGAGACGUGGCUGACCUCUGACCCCCAGCACGUGGUGGUCCUACACUGCAAGGGCAACAAAGGUAAAACAGGAGUGAUUAUUGCAGCCUACAUGCACUACAGCAAGAUCUCUGCAGGGGCGGAUCAGGCUCUCAGUACUCUCGCCAUGAGGAAGUUUUGUGAAGAUAAGGUGUCCUCUUCCCUCCAGCCGUCCCAAAACAGGUAUAUCUAUUACUUUGGAGGCCUUCUGUCCGGGGCGAUCAAGAUGAACAGCAGUCCUCUCUUCCUCCACCAAGUCCUCAUCCCAUCGCUCCCUAACUUCCAGGGUGAAGGAGGUUACUUCCCUUUCUUGAAGAUCUACCAGUCCAUGCAGUUGGUGUACACUUCAGGCAUCUAUGACCUUCAAGGCACCGGAGGGAGGCGGUUGAGUGUGACCAUCGAGCCAGCACUUCUGCUGAAGGGUGACAUCAUGGUCAAAUGCUACCACAGGCGAGCUCAGAGUGCUGACAGAGACACGGUGUUCAGGCUGCAGUUCCACACCUGCACAAUCCACGGAUCCCAGCUCUGGUUUGGCAAGGGGGAGUUGGAUGAAGCGUGUAUCGAUGAGCGUUUUCCAUCUGAUGCCACAGUGGAGUUUGUCUUCUCCUCUGGACCUGAGAAAAUCAAAGGCCGUGAGUACCAGAAGAAUGACCCAGCUGUAACAGUGGACUACAAUACAGCUGACCCAGUGGUUCGCUGGGAUUCCUAUGAGAACUUCAACCAACGAUACCAGGACAGCCUGGAGGAUAUCGCCCACACCAGAGGUCCUUUGGAUGGCAGCCUUUACGCUCAGAUCAAGAAGCGCCGCGGUCCUGGCUCUGGUUCUCUCAGCUCAACCAAUGGCAGCAGCCCAGCAGGAGGCCUGGUAGAAGACAGACCAGAUCAUUUCAUCUCUCAGGGCUCUGACUCUGCCCUUUCAACCCAUUCCCUCCAUUUGAAUCAAUCCUCCAUUCAUCCUGAUCACCAAGAGGAUCCUAUUCGCCCUCCACCUCCAACCCGACAGGAGAGAGAGGAGCUGGAACGUCUGCUUGGUGGCAUCGAAGGAAACCGAGAUGGAGAGCGAGAGACAGCCAUAUUGGAUGAUGGAGAUUCUUUGCCCUCUGAGAGAAAUGGGACGUUGACACGGCUUAGUCGGUCCUGCUCCUGUCGGGAUGGUUACCGGUCUCAACGCUGUGCUGAGCCUGGCUGUGAUCGCACCCUUCUCAUGCCUAAUGGUUACUGCCUCGAUCGUGCUCCUGGCACUAAUGGGCAUCAUGGGGCCACUCCUUCUGCUAGCCCCAACCCUGCUGCUCCACCAUCACAUAUGGAUCUGUGCCAGCACUACAGCCCCCACUCCCACCAGUCCCUUCCACCUCCAGACCUGGUAUGGGACCGUCAGAGUGGCCCUCCACAUUACCUGCACCGCUCCUGCUCAGAAGCGUCUUCAUCUCGACAUAUGUGCCCGUACCCAUCUCCAGAUCUCCACAACCACCUGCACCACCACCCUCUGUCUGCACCAGGGCGCCUCUACUGUCGAGAGGAUGACUACGCUCCCUACCACAGCCACCAUCAUCCUCACCCACACCACCCCAAACCUGCCACAAGUCCCACCUACCAUGACAUAAUGCUAAUGGAUGGUCUGCCGCCCCCUGGCUGUCCUUGCAGAGACUGCAGCAUCAGAAGGGAAGACUCAGCAGCUUAUCACAGCAUCAGGCUGGACCGAAGUGAAAGCUUCCACUGGGACAGAGAGGCAGAACUUCAGCAGAGGGAAGUGGGGCUUAGGCGAGCCAGAGAAGCAGAGUUACCCAGAGGGUCAGAGCUCCACUGGGAGAGGGAUCCUGGGCUAAGACGAGGCAGAGAGCUGUCCCUCCACUGGGAGAGAGACAGGGAGGCCGAGCUGCAGUGGGAGAGAGACCGAGAGGCUGAAUAUUGGCACAGGAGGGCCACCGUAGCUUCUUAUGGCCCACAGGGUCACGACCUGCCAGCCUUCACAUUCGAUCCUCUACCAUCAGGUCAUCCAGCUUAUCCAGAGGCAUCCAGGUCUCAUGCUCACUCCCAGCUGGACCUGAAGUACAGCAGCAGCAGCAGCGGUUACCAAACGCCACGCCAAGUGUGCCCCUGCUCUCCAUACCAGCCUUCUCCAUCUGAGAGCAGAGGCUAUGGCUCAGGCUACCAGUCUGAGUCCACAUCCCCGCUGCCUACAGGUUCCUGCAGCCACAGCAACGGGACAACAGAGCACAACCACAACCACAACCACCACCAUCACCAUCCAGACUCACAGCAAUCAUACGGCUCUGACUCACAUACCGAUGGCCUUCGUAGUUCUGGUGAAAGUGUGGGCUGGAGGGAUCACAUAACCCACGGUUCUUUCAAGAGAGCCCACAGAGACGUCCACGCUCCAUGCUCCACGCCGUCUGAUAUGUCUGGACCAUCCACUCCUGUCCACACAAGCAGCCCUCUACGCACAAGAGAAAGCCCCAGUCCAGGAGGAAGAGAGUAUGAGAUCCGGACCACAGACAUCAUCGGCAGUGACUGCGAGAGUUCUCCCCAGGAUGGACACUAUCAUCCUGAACCUGCCCUUCCAGAAAGCCAAAGAAGCAGCACAGAGCCGUCGUCCAUGCCUCAGGCAGCCAAAGACUCUCAGUCACACUCAACCACAUCGUUACCACCAGAACACCACAAUCACUGCACUGCACCAACAGACUCUUCCCCAAACACCCCCCAACUGCAGCACUGUAGCCCAGAAACACCGCCAUCUUUGACAAUGCAGAUCUCUUCUGUCGACUCUGCAACUCCACCCACAUCAAACCAGGGACUCUGCCAGGCUCCCCAGUCCCCAGUCCAUGCUUCUCCAGCACCAGAUACACAACCUGGACCUCUCACUCUCCGGACCCCCAGUCCCUCAGAGGCUGCUGCUCUGGCACAGUCCACGACCCAGCCUCAGGGCCAGAUCCAAACACAGGACAUUGAGUUGACGAGAACGACCCCAGCAGAAGUCGUUAGAUCUUCUCCAACCAGCCAACCUCAUCCUGAAGCCAAACACCCCAGCAUCACCCCGACCCCCAACGGUGCAUCUGUCCCUGCAUCUCCAUCACCCCCCCAGCCUGCCUCUGGCAGCAUGGAGGGCUCCCCAGUCUCCGAUACCCCAGUCCCUGGCUUUUCCACUUUGAGUAGACGGUUGAUGUUGAGUGGGCCUGAUGCCCACCAUCCCAGCCACAUCCAGCAGCAUGGACCCCCACACCACCAGUACCCAGGCAUGGAGCACAAUCCUGCUAGACAUAACGCAUCUCUGGACAACAACAAGAAGCCGUGCUACUCCAAUCCUCAGCUACACCCGUCCUCCUACUCCAACUACUCCACCAUCUCCAUCCCCCUCCCUCACCCACAGCCACCUUUGCCAGAGAAGCGCCACCUGCCAACCCAGCCAGGGUCACCUAAUGAUGGCGUGGGAUCUCAAAAGCCAGGCAUGGGUCAUGUGCCUCCAUCCAGUAAUGCCCAACAGCACCAUGUCACAUUCUCUCCCACCGUGGGGGAAAUUGCUCCCCCUACUGGCCAGAAUGACAGAGAGGCAUCUGUGGAGACUGAGCAUGGAAACAGGGUCAGUGUGAAGUUUGUUCAGGACAGCUCAAGAUUCUGGUACAAGCCUGGCAUUUCCAGAGAGCAAGCAAUCACAGGUCUGAAGGAGAGAGAGCCGGGAACCUUCCUGAUCAGGGACAGUAACUCUUUCCAGGGGGCGUAUGGUCUGGCCCUGAAGGUGGCUACACCUCCUGCUAAUGUCAACAACCACAGCAGCAAAGUAAGCGAUCCUCUGGAGCAGCUGGUUAGACACUUCCUCAUAGAAACAGGCCCACGAGGAGUCAAGAUUAAAGGAUGUCAGAAUGAACCGUACUUUGGGAGUCUGUCUGCGUUGGUCUAUCAACACGUCAUCACACCAAUCUCUUUGCCCUGUACUCUGAAGAUCCCAGAAAAAGAUCUGAUUGGAGAGGUUCAGGAGGUCCAACCAGUGACUAACAUCAGCACAGCUGCUGAUCUGCUGAAACAAGGAGCAGCCUGUAACGUCCUCUACCUGAACUCUGUGGAAACAGAGUCUCUGACCGGCCCACAGGCCAUCGCCAAGGCAACAGACGCGUCCCUCGGUCGUAAUCCACGUCCCACUGCAACUGUAGUCCAGUUUAAGGUGACGUCGCAGGGUAUCACGCUGACGGACAGCCAACGCAGGGUUUUCUUCAGGAGACAUUACCCUGUGAACAGUGUCACUUUCAGCAGCAUCGACCCCAAAGACAGGAGGUGGACUAAUUCAGACAACACCACUGUUAAGGUGUUCGGUUUUGUAGCCAAGAAGCCAGGCAGCUUGGCAGAGAACGUUUGCCACCUGUUUGCCGAGCUGGACCCCGAACAACCUGCCUCUGCUAUUGUCAACUUUAUCAACAAGGUCAUGCUGUCCCAGCGCCGAUAGAGGGAGACAAAGAGAAGAAAGCAAACACAGCAGAUCAGCGGUGAAACAAAAUACAGUUAUGACAAGGCUUUUAUUGUUCAUAAUGGCCUAGUAUUGCUGUUUUCUGAACAAGUGCCAUAACACUAAUACUAUUUUACAAAACAAAGAUUUUCUGAUUAUUGUCGUUUAGACAUUUUCAAGGUGAUUUAAAUAUCAGUUCAUGGUCCUGCAGAUUAUUUUACUAUUGUUCCAUUUAAUUCUAAUCAAGGAUUGGUUGGCAAAGUUUCAACUUUUGAGAAUAGGUCAGUAUUUAAAUAAAAACAAAUAAGAGUUUAGAUGAAAUCAUUAUGUUUUCUCUUCACCAAAGACAAGGAGGCUAAAGAGGAGAACUCCACAAUCCACUUUAGCUUUUCAAGAAAGAAAACACCUUCUAUACCUACCAAGGGCCUGUAUCACUAGGAAGAAAUAAUGGAUUAUUCAGCUAUCUGUCAGUAUAUUUCAUGUUUUUUGGUAUCAUGAGGAUGGUUCACUUUUAACCAGCACAGAUCCACAAAGUAACCUUCAGAGUUUGGUGUGAUCAGAAAGGCUGUCUUUUGUACCGGAUGCCAAGGAUUAUUAUCAAUAAUUGUCAACUUCAAUAAAAACACUGGUAAACCUUUAAAAAUAUACCGUAUAUUUAACAUACAUUCCAGUACUUUCACUUAAACUGUUAACCUUUUAAAAAUCAUUUUAUUGAAUAUCCUCUUCACACAAAUGAGCUUUUUAACUAUUCACAUGGGAACUAUGGGAGUUAAGAUGUUCCCAUUGAAGGGAAAUAAGAUACAUAAAGAGUUUCAAAGAGUAAUACAGAACUUUUUCACAUUUCGGUCUUUUUUUUUCUUUUUUUCUUUUUUUCAGAAGUUGAUUAAACUUUUCUUUUUGGAUCCUCAGAGAAUAAUCAGUUUCUUCCAUUUUAAAUAUUAUAAUCAAUCAUUCUUUUUUUGGAUAACACCCUUUCAUAACCAUAAGUUAUUUUAAAAACAGUUUACAAAGAGGGCAGGUCUAGACCGACUCUCUGUUGUGGCCUAUUUUAAAAAGAGCAGCGUUAAUCAACACGAGCACAGCACUAGCAGUAUUUAGCCCCGUUACAGUGGCAAUAUAAGUCUUCCCUAAUUAUAAAGUAGGACUGUCAAGCAGACCGCUCUCAUGUUGACAGCUCUCUGCCGAAGCUGCACUGGGGUUGGAAAGCGGUAGAAGGAAGAGUAGGGCUGGGAGAAAAGCAGGAAGGAGAGAGGGACAAGAGAAACGACAGAACAACAAAUGAAAGACAAAUUUAUGGCAGUUGUGGCCAUGAACCUAUCUCCCAUUUUGUAGGAAAUUGCUAGAACACUGUUGCCUUUAUUGAUAUACUGUAUAUUCAGUAUUACUCCAUACUGUAUUUUUCUGGCUUAAUGUGCCUUGAACCAGAUCUGGCAGAGUCUGUGCACCUAUCAGAUCAUUAUUUAAAUCAGAAUUGUAUAACAUUAUGUACAAGGCAUAUGCAGAUAAUCUGACAUUAAAUUUCAUACUUUUUAAGGCCUAUCUUUAAUUACCUGAGCUUGUAUUGUGCUUUUUUAGUCAUCUGACUACUCAAGCCACUUUUAUACCACAGGUCACACCUACCCAUUCGCACUCCUUCACUCCGCAU